AUGGCGUCGUACUCACCACAGUUCCAUGUGCCUGGCACAUUUCACUUCGAUACGUCGCCAAAAUCUGGCCAGACACUUAGCGCAGGCAUGUUUCGACCUCCGGCCACAUCACCGACCGCCUCGACCUACGGGAGCCUGUAUUCUGAUGUCUCAAUGACGAACACACACGGCAACGGUGCCCUCGGCACAGGCACUGCCAAGCGAAAACGUGCCAGCACAAGGUCAUCAACACCGAUGGGAUGGAACAUGGACAUGGACGGUGCGCACGACAUCAGAGAAGAGGAGAAGGGUUGUCAGUUUAGAUAUACUCUGGCAGGGCAAAUCAAUGCAACGCCGAUGGGGGCUCCCAUCGGGGUUGAGAAUGGCCUGUUGGAGGACAGUGUCUACUCUGAUGUUGACUACAGGAGAGCUCUAGGUCCCACCAAGGUUGCCCCAGACUUCGAGGUGCCAUCAGCGCACCACGACGAAACCCCGAACGCACAACCGUCGACUUCGGCGGCAUGGAGGAUAUUCACGCUUGGCACGUUGGGUGAGGUGGUAGGGAAGGUAUGGGAGUUCUGCACAAAGGGCGCAUUCAGGGGCUUCCAGGCGGGCGGAGGGACAGCGUACACGGCGAAUGGAACGACGAUCCCCGAGACUACAGGAAAGCCGUGGGCUAACCAGCACGACGAACCUACUCCGGCGAGCGAAGAGACCAUGACCGACCAAAGGAUACAGGAUGGAUACCCCGAGCCAGAAAACGACCAGGAGAAAGCCGGUUCCUACGAGCCGUUUUCCCCAUACCAGGAUGCAGUUUCCUACAUCGAAUCACCGGAUUCUACACCACAACCACCAGCCGCCAAACGGAGGCAAGUUAGCUACAACAACGACGAACUCAAGAAUUGGGUAGUGGUGGACGGUCCGGCUAACACAAACCAAAGGCGAUUUGGCUCCGAUGCCAGGGCGGUCCCAGUGAGAACACCGGCCUCUAUAGUGCGACAUUCCCCUCGGCCUGGAUACUACUCCUCCACAGCCGUGAGCUCCGGCCGGCGUAUCAGCGUCCCAUCCUCCAGGUUCACAGGAACACCGACCCGGACUGCCGCAGUUCGGCCUUCCCUGCGGACCUCCCACGCAGGUUCCCCUCUCGUCCCACCCCGCGAACCAGCAAGCUUUGCCUCUCCCCGCCAGGCUCCCGUUGCCCCCUCUACCCCUAGCCGCAUUCCGAUGCCGGUACAGCCUGCAACGAAGAACCCAUUCGCCGCCCUCGCCUCUCCAAGCCAAUUACCAAUACCUACUUCUGCCUCACGCCCGUCCAGUCGACAAAGUCCACGGCUGAGUGUUGGAAGUGGGGUCUCCUCGCGACCCAUAUCGCCGACAAAAACCACAGCCAGCACCAUUCACCGGCGCAAUCAGAGUGGGGCGUCUGCCACGGCUCGGAGGCACUCACUAUUAGCAGCGAGCGUUGACCCGGAGGAGAUCAAGGCCAGCCAAAGGUUAGAUGCCGAGGCUAAGGCGCUUGCAGCGAGGAAGCUGGCCGCGGAGAGGGACGCUGACAUGAAAGUGGAUGCUUUCAACGCAAGGUUAAUGGCGAUGAUCAGACAAGGGAAAGAGGCGUUAGGGACGAAGGUGGAGGUAGAAAUGAUGGAUGAAGAUGAUUUAGGUGGUGGGGGAUGGGAGGACGAGGACGUCUCUUGA
Podospora pseudocomata is the source of this 1674-nucleotide messenger RNA. RefSeq lists its product as uncharacterized. Bases 1 to 1674 code for a protein of 557 amino acids. The record is from RefSeq and is a predicted model, not a curated record. The transcript has a single exon. Lineage: Eukaryota; Fungi; Ascomycota; Sordariomycetes; Sordariales; Podosporaceae.